Messenger RNA from Rangifer tarandus platyrhynchus (Svalbard reindeer), 480 nucleotides. Lineage: Eukaryota; Metazoa; Chordata; Mammalia; Artiodactyla; Cervidae. The record is from the annotation of a GenBank genome assembly.
AUGGAGAAGCUGCGGCGGGUCCUGAGCGGCCAGGACGACGAGGAGCAGGGCCUGACCGCGCAGGUCCUUGAUGCCUCGACGCUUAGUUUCAACACCAGGCUGAAGUGGUUUGCCAUAUGCUUCGUCAGCGGCAUCUUCUUCUCCAUCCUUGGAACUGGAUUGCUGUGGCUCCCUGGAGGCAUAAAGCUUUUUGCCGUGUUUUAUACCUUUGGAAAUAUUGCUGCAUUAGCCAGUACAUGCUUUUUAAUGGGACCUCUGAAACAACUGAAAAAAAUGUUUGAAACAACGAGAUUGCUUGCAACAGUUAUUAUGCUUCUGUGUUUCGUGCUCACCCUGUGCGCUGCUCUUUGGUGGCAUAAGAAGGGGCUGGCCGUAUUAUUCUGCAUAUUGCAGUUCCUGUCGAUGACCUGGUAUAGUCUGUCAUACAUCCCAUAUGCAAGGGAUGCAGUAAUUAAGUGCUGUUCUUCUCUCCUGAGCUGA